CGGAAGUUAUCCGUAACCUGACAGGUUUCUCUUUGGGACACCGGAAGCAAUCGUGCGUUUGGUGACGCUGCAUUAGACUGCAAGACAUGAUUCAGACCAAGCUAUUCGGGGUUCUCCUCCUCAGCCUGGCUCUUGCUGGAGCUCAGGCUCUCACACCGUCUCACCACCUGUCCCUGUCUGAUGUGGGCCGGCUCCAGAAUCUUCUGAACCAACCGUACGACGACCUGGAGUCCGCAUACUACUCUGUGGUUGGGCUCACCAAGCUCGGAGCAGCUGUUCCGGAUCCUGCAGAAGUUUGCCAGUUCCUGAAAUCCCAGCUGGAUCCCGGUAGUGUUGAUUCUCUGUUUUUUGCUGCUGAAACCAGUAAGGCCAUUUCAGGAUGUGAGAUCCCUGUUUCCAAUGAAACCAGGGACAUCCUCCUGGCAGCGGUCAGCGAGGACUCGUCCAUGUCUCAGAUCCACCGGGCAGUGGGCGCUCUCAGCUCCUUGGGGCUCCCGCUCGCUUCACAGGAAGUGGUCGGUGCCCUCACGGCGCGUAUCAACAAGGAGGACAACGUCAUGGCCAUCAUCUCGGCCCUGCAGGCCGCAUCCCGCCUGUCCCAGCAGGCAGAACUGGGAGGAAUCCUGGAGGAGAUUGAGGAUCUGACAGCUCGCCUGGACGACCUGGGAGGCGUGUACCUGCAGUUUGAGGAGGGGCUGGAGGCCACUGCCCUGUUUGUGGCGGCGGCGUACGGCUUGUCGGACCACGUGGAUAUGGAGCCGCCUCUCAAGGAGGACCAGGUCAUCCAGCUGGUCAACUCCAUCUUCAGUAAGAAGUCAUGGGACUCUCUGUCCGAGGCGUUCAGCGUGGCGAGCGCCGCUGCUGCCCUGUCCAACAACCGCUUCCACGUCCCCGUGGUGGUCAGCGCUCAGGGCCCGGCCACCGUGUCCCACAACCAGCCGACCCUGCAGCUCCUGGUCACUGACGUCAUGUCCCAGCCUCUGGCCUCAGCCAGCGUUCUGGUGGAGUCUGCAUACGCUGUGGCCUCCAAGACCGCCGUUCUCAACCAGGCACCGUUCACUCAUAAUGAUGGCGUCUUUGAACUGAAUUUCAUGUCCAGCCAGCCGGCCAGUGGAUAUUACCAGUUCACUAUUGGUGUGACUGGGGACAGCCGACUGGUGGCCAAUCACAUUGAGGUACGAAUAGUUUCACUAACUAGCCAUGUUUAGGUCAAGUGUAGGCGA
Molecule: messenger RNA, 1223 nt
Organism: Poecilia latipinna (sailfin molly)
Lineage: Eukaryota; Metazoa; Chordata; Actinopteri; Cyprinodontiformes; Poeciliidae
Product: dolichyl-diphosphooligosaccharide--protein glycosyltransferase subunit 2-like
Exons: 9
Coding region: 87-1208 (373 amino acids)
Biological process (GO): protein N-linked glycosylation
Cellular component (GO): oligosaccharyltransferase complex; membrane
Source: RefSeq, a predicted model, not a curated record